Messenger RNA from Penicillium paradoxum, 552 nucleotides. RefSeq names its product RHO protein GDP dissociation inhibitor. Gene Ontology annotation, cellular component: cytosol; cytoplasm; membrane. The transcript has 4 exons. The record is from RefSeq and is a predicted model, not a curated record. The coding region runs from base 1 to 552 and encodes 183 amino acids. NCBI's taxonomy places the organism in Eukaryota, Fungi, Ascomycota, Eurotiomycetes, Eurotiales, Aspergillaceae. Gene Ontology annotation, molecular function: protein binding; Rho GDP-dissociation inhibitor activity. Gene Ontology annotation, biological process: Rho protein signal transduction.
AUGACCGACCACGAGGAAGAUCUUGCUGCCACCCGCACUGAGGGGUUCAGGGUUGGAGAGAAGAAGACUCUCGAUGAGUACAACCAGCUCGCUAACCAGUCGUUGCUCUUCCCCGCAUUAGACAAGGAUGAUGAGGCCAUGAACCGCUGGAAGGCCUCGUUGGGCCUCAACACUGGUGAACCCAUCGCCGAUCCCAAUGACCCUCGCAAGUGCAUCAUCAACCUCAAGGAUAAGCCCUUCAAGAUCAAGGAGGGUGCCAAGUUCCACAUCAAGGUUACCUUCCAGGUCCACCAUGAGGUCCUGAGCGGUCUCAAGUAUCUGCAGGUCGUCAAGCGCAAGGGUAUCCGGGUCAGCAAGGACGAGGAGAUGCUGGGCAGCUACGCACCCAACACCACCAGCAAGGUUGACUACUCAAAAGAAUUCAACGAGGAGGAGGCCCCCACAGGCAUGAUCGCCCGUGGCCACUACAACGCCGUCUCCAAGUUCAUUGAUGACGACGACCACACCCACCUGCUGUUCGAGUGGUCCUUCGACAUUGCCAAGGACUGGUAA